Messenger RNA from Entamoeba invadens IP1, 1353 nucleotides. RefSeq names its product rubredoxin-NAD+ reductase, putative. The transcript has a single exon. Gene Ontology annotation, molecular function: oxidoreductase activity. The record is from RefSeq and is a predicted model, not a curated record. Lineage: Eukaryota; Evosea; Mastigamoebida; Endamoebidae. The coding region runs from base 1 to 1353 and encodes 450 amino acids.
AUGUCUCUUGUACAACGUUACUAUACUUGUGAAGUGUGUAACAACACACAGAAUAACUGUGAAUCGUGCCAUUGCUGUGGUUCAAAAGCACUUCACGAAGUGCUUAGUAAGACUUUUACAUCCGAUCCACUCCCGCAGUCUGUAUGUAUGAACACCAAGAUUGUCAUAAUUGGCGGAGGCAUCGCUUCGCUUGCAACGAUUCGACAGCUGGUCUUAAAUGGGAUGAAGAACAUCACAUUGAUUUGCAAGGAAGAUACUAAACCAUAUUAUCGAACGACAAUACCAAAAGUCCUUGGAGACCCCAAUUUUGUUAACAAGGAGCAGUUUAUUCUUGAGAAGGAUUGCUUCUAUGAAAAGAAUGAAAUUAAUACACUCAUUGGGUGGACUGUGGACAACAUCGAUAUGAAGGAGAAGAAAAUACUUUGCAACAAAGGAGAAGAAAAGAAGGAAAUUCCAUUCGACACACUUGUCUUUGCAAAUGGAGGGGAACCUAAUCGACCACCUUUCAUCAAAAACACAACGGUGAAAGAUGUAUUCCCAAUUCACACACUCACUAACAUCAAUGGGAUGAAUGAGUGUUUCGCAAAUAAAACAGUCAAGAACGUCGUCAUUAUUGGGGGAGGUCUUUGUGGAAUUGAAAUUGCUGUUGCUAUGAAAAGAAAGCACAAGGACGUUGGAAUUGUCUUGGUGGAAAUCGCGAACAGAAUUCUUCCAAAACAACUCUCGGUCGAGGCUUCGGCACUUUUCGAAGAGACGUUGAAACAAAAUAAUGUUGUUCUGAAAACAAGUUCAUGUGUCUCUUCCAUCAUCGAAAAAGAUGACAGAAUUUGCGUUGAGUUGCAGGACAAGGAAAUAUUGAUGUGCGACAUGGUGUGCUACUCGUGUGGAGUGUCCCCAAACAAAACACUUGCCGAGAAAAUUGGCUGUGCUGUGAAUAGGGGGAUUGUUGUUGAUGAGCGGAUGCGAACAAGUUUGAGUGAUGUGUAUGCGUGCGGCGAUUGUUGUGAGUACAAUUCGUGUUGCUUCGGCAAUUGGACGGAUGCAAUGAAGCAAGGCACUGAGUGUGCAGACACCAUUUGUGGGAAAGACAGCAAAUUUGUUCAUACCCCUAUGCCAUAUUUCGUUUUCUGCUUCACAAACGUCUUUUCUGUGGGGCAGAUAGUAGGUGACGCUGUUACUAAGAAAAGCGGAAAAGACUUUGUUCAAAUAUUCAGACAAGAUGGUGUGAUUGUGGGUGGUGUGUUACUUGGAAAGCCAGUUAUCAAGGUUCAAAGACCUCUGAUAGCAGCCGUAGACAAAAAAGUGGGAGGUGCCGAGGCGCAAGCACUGAUCGACGAGUGGAUGAAUUUCUAA